GACAGGGGUGGCGGUCAGCUACCUGAGCGCGGUGCAGGCCGCCAUCGGACAGGUCCCGCUGCUGGGCGCGUGCGGCGGCUGGCAGUUCAGCCCCGACCCGCACGACCUCACCCUCACCUACACGCCCUUCUGGAACGGGAGCCUGGCGGACCUGAGGGCGGGGCUGGCCUUCGGACCCUUCCUGCAGGAUGUGAACAUUAGCAUCGUGGACGUGGCGAGUCCGCACGAGAUCGCAUUGCCGCUGUACGGCGGCAUGUGGUACAUCUUCAACGCCUUCAUCAUGGCCUUCAUCUGGCUGGUCAGCACCAGCCUCAUGCUCUUCGUCAUCAUCCUGGUGUGGUGGAACGUCCGCAGCAACAAGGGCCUCCCGCCCUUCAUCUACCGUUACAUGCGGAAGUACCGCGGGUGGUGAGGAGGGGAGCUGCAUGGACCAGCAUGACCGCCCCAAGACACACGCCGCA
This is a messenger RNA of Astrephomene gubernaculifera, 461 nucleotides long. The record is from the annotation of a GenBank genome assembly. NCBI's taxonomy places the organism in Eukaryota, Viridiplantae, Chlorophyta, Chlorophyceae, Chlamydomonadales, Astrephomenaceae.